This is a messenger RNA of Calypte anna (Anna's hummingbird), 6523 nucleotides long. RefSeq names its product solute carrier family 22 member 23 (gene SLC22A23). Gene Ontology annotation, cellular component: membrane. Gene Ontology annotation, molecular function: transmembrane transporter activity. Gene Ontology annotation, biological process: transmembrane transport. The record is from RefSeq and is a predicted model, not a curated record. NCBI's taxonomy places the organism in Eukaryota, Metazoa, Chordata, Aves, Apodiformes, Trochilidae. The coding region runs from base 496 to 2529 and encodes 677 amino acids. The transcript is spliced from 11 exons.
UGAGUGUGUCUCUUUUUUUUCUUUUCUCUCUUUUUCUAUCCUCUCUCGCUUUCUUCCCUGCCUCUCCUUUGGCCCAUUGAAUGUUCGGAUCCGGCUGGAUCCUUCUCUUUAUUUUCGGCGGUGCCUCUCGGAGGGGGGAAGGGAGAGCUGGGGUGAGUGCAGCUUGACGCACAGGCGAGGGGAGGGGGGGCACCGCCGGCAGCUGCAGCGGUUCGUGGCCGCAGGGUGCGGGUGAGGAAGGGAGCGAGCGCGGGGCUCGCUCGGUGCCUCCCCUUUUAUUCGCCCCUCUCUCUCCUUCCUCCCUUCUCUCCUUCCCUCCCCACCCCCAUCCGUCUCCUGACGGGUCCGGUUGGGAGCGUGUGUGCAAUAGAUUACGUCGCCAGGUGUGUGGAAGAGAGGGAGGGAAAGAAAGAAGGAAGGAAGGAAGGACUCGCGCGGGAGUCGGGGCUGCCCCAGACCCACCUUCCCCCUAUGUGACCCCCCCCGGGCGGCUGGAUGGCGAUAGACCGGCGCCGUGAGGCGGGCGGCGGUGGCCGGCCGCUGCCGGAGGAGAACGGCUCGGUGCCGGGAGCCGCAGGGGGGGCUACCGCCUCCCCCCCGGUGCCGAGCCCCGCCAGCACCGCCGGAGCCGGGGCCGAGAUCCAAGCGGUGCCGCUGCCGCCGCCCGCCGCCACCUGCAGCCCGGUGCUCCUCGACUACGACGGCUCGGUGCUGCCCUUCCUCGGAGGACUGGGUGGCAAGUACCAGCGGAUCCUGGUGCUGCUCACCUGGGUCCCGGCCCUUUUCAUCGGCUUCAGCAAGUUCUCGGACUCCUUCCUCUUGGACCAGCCCGACUUCUGGUGCCGGGAGGCGGACGGGCAGGGAAACUGGAGCGGGUCCCUGGCGCCGAGCCACGCCAACCGCAGCGGCAAUAGCAGCAUCUUCCCCCCGCCCGGGCUGCCCACCCCUGCGGGGGGCAACGCCAGCGAGUGCGACUGCCACGAGUGGCACUACCGCAUCAGAGCCGGCCUCGUCCAAAACGUCGUGAGCAAGUGGGAUCUUGUCUGUGAUUCUGCCUGGAAAGUCCACAUUGCUAAAUUCUCCCUGCUGGUAGGAUUAAUCUUCGGCCACUUAAUAACAGGAUGUAUAGCUGACUGGGUGGGUCGACGGCCUAUAUUGCUCUUCUCUGUGAUAUUCAUUUUGGUAUUUGGACUGACUGUGGCACUCUCAGUGAAUGUGACCAUGUUCAGCACACUCAGGUUUUUUGAGGGAUUUUGCCUGGCUGGAAUACUCCUCUCCCUGUAUGCACUACGGAUAGAGCUCUGUCCUCCUGGGCACCGGUUCAUGAUCACUAUGGUGGCAAGCUUCAUCGAGAUGGCAGGGCAGUUCCUCAUGCCAGGGCUGGCUGCCCUAUGCAGGGACUGGCAAGUCCUCCAGGCAGUCAUCAUCUGUCCUUUUCUGCUGAUGCUGCUCUACUGGAUUGUUUUCCCAGAGUCUCUUCGGUGGUUGAUGGCUACACAACAGUUUGAGGCAUCCAAAGAACUGAUCCUUCAGUUCAUGCACAAGAACAGAAUGACCACGGAAAGUGACAUCAAAGGAGUGGUGCCUGGCCAUAGGAUGGACGAAUCAGUUCAUAGGACGGACGAUGCUGUGGGAAUGAAGCUGUUGUCUGUUCCUCAUUUGUUGCAGAAUUUGGAAGAGCUGGAAAAGGAGAUAGCCAGGAGACCGAAGAAAGUCUGCAUUGUUAAAGUGGUGGGAACAAGGAACCUGUGGAAAAACAUCGUAGUAUUAUGUGUGAACUCGCUGACUGGCUACGGCAUACACCACUGUUUUGCAAAAAGCAUGAUGGGGCACGAAGCGAAGAUGACGAUUACACAGAACUUCUACGCUGACUACUACACCAUGGCUGGGAUUGCUCUGGCAUCCUGCCUGGCCAUGUGCCCUGUGGUCGGGUUUCUGGGGAGAAGAGGAGGACUCCUGCUUUUCAUGAUCCUUACAGCUCUGGCAUCGCUCCUGCAGCUGGGCCUUCUCAACUUGAUUGGAAAAUACAGUCAGCUCCCAGACUCAGGUAUGAGUGACAGCGUCAAAGACAAAUUCUCUACGGCGUUUUCCAUCGUGGGAAUGUUUUCCUCGCAUGCUGUUGGAAGCCUCAGUGUGUUCUUCUGUGCUGAAAUCACACCCACGGUGAUCAGGGGAGGUGGGCUGGGGCUGGUCCUGGCAAGCGCGGGCUUUGGCCGCCUGACCGCCCCCAUCAUGGAGCUCCACAACCAGAAAGGCUACUUCCUCCACCACGUCAUCUUCGCCUGCUGUACCCUCAUCUGCAUCAUCUGCAUUCUGCUGCUGCCAGAGAGCAAGAACCAGAACCUGCCCGAGAACAUCCCAGAUGGGGAACAUUACACCCGGCAGCCCCUCCUGCCACACAAGAAGGGGGAGCAGCCUUUGCUCCUAACAAACUCUGAACUCAAGGAUUACUCUGGCCUCCACGACUCAGCAGCUGUGAGUGAUGGGAUCUCAGAGAACACCACUGCCAAUGGGAUGAAGUCCAUGUAACUGGGUGGAUUUUUCUUUUUCCUUGGUUUUUUUUGGGUUUUUUUCAGUUGGGUGGUUUGGUUUUUUUUUCUUUCCCCUUCUCCUCUUUCUUUUGUAUUUUAUUUGAUGCUGUUGUGCAGGAGGAGCAGCACUUUGGGCAAAGGUGUUUUGCACAGACUUUACAAACCAGUGAUAGAGCUGACACUGACUUGGGGGAAUUCAACUCUGCUGCUAAAGCAACUUUUGGCAUCUUCAACUGUUGUGCAGAUUGCUCUUGAAAACGUUAUGGGGGAAAAGACUAAGCUGAGAAAAGACCUGGCUGGAGGCAGCCCUUCAGAACUCUUUUUUUCCUGCCAUUAAAUAUGUAUAUUUAUUUUGAUUUAUUCUCAAGAAGCACUUUAUUUCCUUUUCCUUUCAUAGAUCACAAAAAUGAAGCCAUCUUAUUAUAAGAGGUGCAGCCAUUCCAAGAAAGAAACCAUGGGGGGGAGGGGGUGUUUUCUGUUCUGUUUUUGUGUUUCUUAAAAGGAAAGAGGGAUCCACUGCAUAGUUGAAAUGACUGAAAUUUAGACUUGUGCAACAUUCUUCUGCCUGUCUAGAAAGUUCAAUUGCCCAGGUUGCCUGCUGUGUUUGUAUAGACAAAAAAAAAAAAAAAAAAAAGCAAAACCUGUUGUGACUCAAACUCUGACUGCAUUUUAGGCAGCUUAUGUUUAUUUUUUAUGUGCCCUUACAAGUUACUUUCUAAAUUAGUAACUUUUUUUUCACCAAUGCAGUGAAGAAAAUCCUACCCAAACAAUUUUCAAUGAAACUUAACUUUCUGCAUUUUAAGAGUCCAUUAAUUUAUUUUAGACUGUUCUUGCUGGUGUUAAAUAGUAAUAGAAAUGAUCUGACGAAUAGUGCAAAAGUUAGUUUUGCUGAGAAUGGCUUUAAUUACCAGGAGGUCCAGAAUCUCUGGUCAACUGCUCCAGGAGAAAAGCAUAGACCAGCAGGGAAAAAAAGUAAGGAGCAUGCCAGGUAAAUCCUGGCAUUGCCUUACCUGGUUUUGGAAACAUGCUUUUUGUCUUCAGUUUAAGUGGACAAAAUGCUUAAGUGACUGUUGGAGAGGAAUGAAUUGAUAGCCUAUAAAUCAUGACUUACAGUCUGCUGUUGGGUGUCUUGAGGCUUUUAGAGAUGUCUUCUGGGCCUGACCCAAAACCACAAUGAACUCACUCAGAUUUACCACCAUCUUCCCCAACUGUGUUCUUGUACACUUUUCAUUUAGGGGGAAAAAAAAAAUAAAUAAAAUUUAAAUUGGAUUGAUCCUAGGCUAAGCAAAGUGAACAUCCAGUUUGGCCCCUACUGUGCAGAUGGGACUCUGAUAGUGGCCACUUGACUUCUCCAGCCCCCAAACCAACUAUUUCCUUUGACCAUCAGCUUUUGGUUCUCACUUUGUGAAUAUUGUGAGGAUCUAGUUAAAUGCAAGGACUUCAUAAACAAGGAGCUUCCUUGCAUUGUAGGUAAAUUCCCUCCUCUCCCUCCCCCUUCUUCUUUCUCUCUCAGGCCAUCCAUUUGUGAUUGCUCAGUAGUGCAGAUGUUCAAGCAAACAGAGCAGCAGGAUAUCGAUGUUGUAUUGAGUGUCCAUAUGAUUGCCACUUUGUUUGAUGUAAAUCUUGCGUUCAUGCGUACGGGAAGUGCUCAUUUGCACUUUCCUCCUCUGCCUUCCCUCCCCCUUCUUCCUUUGCUGUAUAUACUGUCGAUUAACUACUGUACCUAACAAUUUCCAUCCUCCAUUAGGCUGCCAAUGUCCUCCUACAGGCCCCAAUAAAUCAGAACGAGGUGCUUCCCGACAGGCAGUGCAGUAAGUAGCACGGCCUCAGAUGCUGAUGAGCAUGAGGGGACAGGUAGACCUGCAGAAGCAACAGAGAUUGUUGUGUUCAAAGUAAUGAUAUUGUUCUAAAGCUGCUAAUUUUUGUACAGAGGAUGUGGACAUUCGAGUUCUUCCUGAGCCUUGUAAGAAACACUGGACCUGUCGAUGGUAGUUUUGCCCAAAGUUAGACUACUGGUUUUUUUCACCUUCGCUAGACUUGCUGUGACAGCAAAAGCCUGAUAUCUUCCUUUCACUCAAGUUUUAUUGUUGAGCUUGAGCACAGCUCCUACUCUUUUUGUUCUGCGAUGAGACUUCUGCAGUCUGUGACCACCUAAGGAAAAAAAAACCCAGGCCUUCCCCAUUCAUGCAGUAUUCACGUGCCAAAUUUGUGCAAUAACUUUUGCCUUUGAUAUGAGAUGCUUGUUGCAAGCCGUACACAUUGGCCAGGAAGGGAGCCGGGGGGGGAGGUUGGAACCAAAGUGGGUUCACAAGAAAAAAACUGAAGAAGCAAAAAGAAGUCUUAAUGGAAAAGGGCCAUAAAGUGGAGGAGCAGAGGCUGGUGAAGAGGCAGAGAGCAGCGUCCUGCCACCCAUCGUGCCGUGGAGCCAGCAGCUCCUUAGCUCUUGGUCUUUGUGCAUGUAUGCUGAAGCUACAGUACAGCUCUUGGUAGACCAUCCACAAGCCUGUUAAACCAGCUGCUUCCAGCACUGUCAGCAGUCCUGGUGUGCCCACCACUGUUACCCACCCUGCUUGAUCGUUUCCUUUUCUGGUGGUUGCUCUCUGAUGACAGGCCCAGGGAAGAGAAUAGUUGUUUAAACAUAUCAACGUUUAUAUAAUAAGUAAACUAGGUGACAGGAAAAUGUGGCAAUGUUGUUUUUUUUUUAAAAUUCCUAUAAAACUGACUUGAUUUGCUGUUUUUUGGGUACUUUGCCUGAAAACAGGUAGCCGGUACUGAUCUUCAAAGUGGGGAGCCCCAGCAUCUCAAGUUGGUCGGGCCCUCUGCCUCCAUCACGACAAUAAAGCACAAACUAAUUUCCUGCCUUGGCAGCUCCAGUUUUGCAUCUUUUUCCUGAGAAGAUGAAUGAUUCCAUGACUAUUACUUUUUUUCCACCCACUCUCACAGAGUUGGAAAGCUUUUGCCAAGCGUAUCUCAUGUGGAGGGGCCAGGUACCAGGAGAUGCAGCAGGGUAAAUGCUUACCAGGGAAAUGCUUACCAUCCUCUGCCUAGUCACAGGACAGGGAUCUCAGUCUGCUGUACCAUCAGCUCCUCAGCCACAUCUCCUCCUCAGCCCUCACCAGGAAAGGCUUUUUCUCAGAUGGCUCUUUCUGGCCACCACAGCAGGGAAAGCGGCCAAAGCUGUCCUGUCCAUUUUGGCCUUUUUCUAUGAACCUUCAGUAACCUCUAAGCCCAUCAGUGGAUUUCUCUUUGGGUUAACCAUUUAAGGGCUUUCUUCCAUCUUUGUAAGUUUAAACAAAAAUGUGAAAGUGACAUUAUGCAUGAUCUUGGGGUUUUUUUCCCCUCUUUUAAGGCUUUAGUACUGCUUUUAUUGCCAGAUGCACUGCAAAUGGGUAACGACGGUCAUUUGUUUGCAAGCAUUUUGUGGCAACUCAGAAAGGGAUUUGUGAGAGUUACCUUUCAGCUUCCUUAGCCAGGAUAUUUUUUUUUUUUUUUUUUUAAUGGAAGUAUUUUAACUAUUGCUACUUCCUGGAGCCACACACUAAAGGUCACCAAAUUGGAAGCAGAAGUGCCAUUAACUGAACUCUGUGAAUGUCAAGUCGAGUUGCGCCUGUAGCUGGCACAUAAGACAACACUAUUAAGCGGGGGUAUGAUCUCCCCUGCUGUAAUUUUUUUUUUUUUUUUAAGAAAAAUAGAAUUACAAACCUCAUUUUAAAUGUAUUGUGUAAAAUGUUCCAGGAAAGGAGUAUGGCGUGUUAUGUCUAGUGGGUGAGACCUCCCUCCCCAUUUCAGUUUCUGAUGAAGUUUAAACAAAAUCGUGUUACUGUACGUUUUGAUCAUGAAUAGUCUGGUGGUGCUUCCUCAUAGCACAAGCUUAAAUCAAGUACUGAAAAAAAGUCUUACAAGCUAAAUGUCUGCAUGAUGUUACAUCUGUUGUACCUACUGGAAAGAACUUUGUAUGUAAAUGUACAGAAUAAAAUGACAUUGUCCCAUCA